Molecule: messenger RNA, 885 nt
Organism: Drosophila eugracilis
Lineage: Eukaryota; Metazoa; Arthropoda; Insecta; Diptera; Drosophilidae
Gene: GstE4
Product: glutathione S-transferase 1
Exons: 1
Coding region: 4-669 (221 amino acids)
Biological process (GO): glutathione metabolic process
Molecular function (GO): glutathione transferase activity
Source: RefSeq, a predicted model, not a curated record
AGAAUGGGUAAGAUCUCGCUGUACGGCCUGGACGCUAGUCCUCCCACUCGGGCUUGUUUGCUCACCCUAAAAGCUUUGGAUUUGCCCUUCGAGUAUAUCUUCGUGAAUCUCUUCGAGAAGGAGAACUUUAGCGAGGAUUUUUCGAAGAAGAAUCCUCAGCAUACGGUGCCAUUGUUGCAGGACGAUGAUGCCUGCAUCUGGGAGUCUCAUGCCAUCAUGGCCUAUCUGGUGGAUAAGUAUGCAGCGAGUGAUGAGCUGUACCCGAAGGAUCUGUUGCAACGGGCCAAGGUGGAUACGCUGAUGCACUUCGAGACGGGCGUUAUUUUUGAGGCUGCCUUGAGGCGACUCACCCGUCCGGUGCUGUUCUGUGGUGAAUCUACUCUACCCAAGAACCAGGUGGAUCAUAUCAAUCAGAUCUAUGACUUUGUGGAGGCCUUUCUCGAUGAUCACGAUUACAUGGCCGGCGAUCAACUUACCAUAGCCGACUUCAGCAUCGUUUCGACCAUUACUUCGAUUGGGGUUUUUCUGGAGUUGGAUUUGGCCAAGUAUCCCAGGAUUGCCGCCUGGCUGGAGAGGCUCAAGGAGUUGCCCUACUAUGAGGAGGCCAAUGGAACCGGAGCAGCUCAGUAUGUGGGAUUGAUGAAGUCGAAGAAGUUUACAGUUGUGUAAAAAGUUUAAAUCGGAAAAGCCUUUAUCCUUGCAGCACAUACUAUAGCUUUAGCUUUUCUAUCUUAUUUGAAGUUUAUUUCGAUCUAAUUGGAUUUAAUCUUCUUUCAAAUUUAUAAAUUUUGUCAAUAUUUUUCACUGUUAAAAUAUCUAAUUUUAAUCUGCAAUAUUUCUUAGUCCUUAAUUACUAAAUAAAUUGAUAAAAGCACCCCCCUUAAA